Arachis stenosperma is the source of this 375-nucleotide messenger RNA. RefSeq names its product protein SPIRAL1-like 1. The record is from RefSeq and is a predicted model, not a curated record. Bases 1 to 375 code for a protein of 124 amino acids. The transcript is spliced from 2 exons. Gene Ontology annotation, cellular component: cortical microtubule, transverse to long axis. Lineage: Eukaryota; Viridiplantae; Streptophyta; Magnoliopsida; Fabales; Fabaceae. Gene Ontology annotation, biological process: cortical microtubule organization.
AUGGGUCGCGGUGUGAGUGCCGGUGGUGGUCAGAGUUCUUUGGACUAUCUCUUUGUGACUGAUGAGGCUGCCAAUAACAAUGCCCCGGCUGCAGACAAUGUCCCAGCUGCAGACAUUGCUCCAGCUGCAAGCAGUGAAGGUCAGCCUGCAGAUGGUAGCAGCCCUACAGAAAAUACUACUGUUACAUCACCAGAUGAUAAGCAAGUUCCACCUGGAGAUGUUCCUGGUUAUCUUAAAAACAAUUACCAUCGUGCUGAGGGACAAAACUGUGGUAACUUCGUCACGGAUCGACCAUCUACAAAGGUUCAUGCCGCUCCAGGUGGAGGGUCUUCCUUGAAUUACCUCUUUGGUGGUCCUCCUCCUGAGAACAAGUAA